Molecule: messenger RNA, 3995 nt
Organism: Oryza sativa Japonica Group (Japanese rice)
Lineage: Eukaryota; Viridiplantae; Streptophyta; Magnoliopsida; Poales; Poaceae
Product: receptor protein-tyrosine kinase CEPR2
Biological process (GO): protein phosphorylation
Molecular function (GO): protein binding; protein kinase activity; ATP binding
Source: RefSeq, a predicted model, not a curated record
CCAUCACCAUCUUUGCACAUCAUCUCUACAGUGCAUCAUCCCAUCCAUCCAUCUUUGCUGAUUCACCCCACAAAAUUAAAGAAAAGCCACAAACAUUGCAUGGAUCCCUGGUCCUCCCUAUGCUAAUGCUAGUAGUGGCUACUUCAAAUAGGUUGGACCUCUGCUCUAUUAACUCUUGGCUACUCUCUCCUCUCUUCUCCUCUGAACCUUCCACACUGAAAACCCAGCUGCCUUCCUUUUAUCUGAAGAGUUGUUCAGAGGCUUAUCUAGCUUCAGUUGAUUUCCUGCUGCUCCAUUGGUUCUUGCUCUUGUUCUUGCUGCUGCUGCUUUUGCUCUUUGUGUGUUCAUGUGAGGAGAAGGAUUGGAAGAAGGGAAGUGAAGCAGAGAUUGGGAAGAGCAGGUUUGGUCAAGAAGGAAGAACAGAGUGGGAGUUUCAGGAGAAGCUGAGAGGUUGGUCCUAUCGUGUCGUUCCAAGGAUGGGUUUGUUAUCCAACAAAACCUAAGUGUUGAGGCCAUUUGGCAUGCUGGACACUGAUGUCUCACUAAAAUAGUAACUGACACCAGGACAACACUGAAACACCAAUGUGAAUAUGUGAUCAAGCUGCUGCCAUCAGAUUUCCCAACACAAACAAUCCAUAGCAAUGAGAAGGCACAUCCUUGUGAUCUGCCUCCCUCUAAUCACACUCCUCUCACUCUCCAUCAGCUCAAGCUGCCAAUCUGACCACCAAAUUCAGACCCAAGCACUUCUCCAGUUCAAGGCCGGCUUGACCGACCCUCUCAACAAUCUCCAGACAUGGACCAACACCACCUCGCCGUGCCGCUUCCUCGGCGUCCGGUGCGACCGGAGGACCGGCGCCAUCACGGGCGUCUCGCUGUCGAGCAUGAACCUCUCCGGGAGGAUAUCGCCGGCGAUCGCCGCGCUGACGACCCUGACACGCCUUGAGCUCGACUCCAACUCGCUGUCGGGGAGCGUGCCAGCCGAGCUGAGCAGCUGCACCCGGCUCAGGUUUCUGAACCUCUCCUGCAACGGCCUCGCCGGCGAGCUGCCGGACCUGUCGGCGCUGGCGGCGCUCGACACCAUCGACGUCGCGAACAACGACCUCUCCGGGAGGUUCCCGGCGUGGGUCGGCAACCUCUCCGGCCUCGUCACGCUCAGCGUCGGGAUGAACAGCUACGAUCCCGGGGAGACGCCGGCGAGCAUCGGGAACCUCAAGAACUUGACGUAUCUGUACUUGGCGAGCUCGAAUCUGAGAGGGGUGAUACCUGAAUCCAUCUUCGAGCUCGCCGCGCUGGAGACGCUCGACAUGUCGAUGAACAACCUCGCCGGCGUGAUCCCGGCGGCGAUCGGCAACCUCCGGCAGCUGUGGAAGAUCGAGCUGUACGGGAACAACCUCACCGGCGAGCUCCCGCCGGAGCUCGGGAGGCUGACCGGGCUGCGGGAGAUCGACGUGUCCCGGAACCAGCUCUCCGGCGGGAUCCCGCCGGAGCUCGCGGCGCUCGAGGGGUUCGAGGUGAUACAGCUCUACCGGAACAACCUCUCCGGGCAGAUCCCGGCGGCGUGGGGCGAGCUGAGGUCGCUGAAGAGCUUCUCCGCCUACGAGAACCGCUUCUCCGGCGAGUUCCCGGCGAACUUCGGCCGGUUCUCGCCGCUCAACAGCGUCGACAUCUCCGAGAACGCCUUCUCCGGGCCGUUCCCGAGGCACCUCUGCGACGGCAAGAAUCUCCAGUACCUUCUCGCCCUCCAGAACGGCUUCUCCGGCGAGCUCCCCGACGAGUACUCGUCGUGCGACAGCUUGCAGAGGUUUCGGAUCAACAAGAACAAGCUCACCGGCAGCCUCCCGGCGGGGUUGUGGGGUCUCCCCGCCGUGACGAUCAUUGACGUGUCGGAUAAUGGGUUCACCGGAAGCAUCUCGCCGGCGAUCGGCGACGCGCAGAGCUUGAACCAGCUGUGGCUGCAGAACAACCAUCUCGACGGCGAGAUCCCGCCGGAGAUCGGGCGGCUCGGGCAGCUUCAGAAGCUGUACCUGUCGAACAACUCGUUCUCCGGCGAGAUACCGCCGGAGAUCGGGAGCCUGUCGCAGCUGACGGCGCUGCACCUGGAGGAGAACGCGCUCACCGGCCGGCUCCCCGGCGAGAUCGGCGGCUGCGCGCGUCUCGUCGAGAUCGACGUCUCCCGGAACGCGCUCACGGGCCCGAUCCCGGCGACGCUGUCGGCGCUGUCGUCGCUCAACUCGCUGAACCUGUCGCACAACGCGAUCACCGGCGCGAUCCCGGCGCAGCUGGUGGUGCUCAAGCUGAGCUCCGUCGACUUCUCGUCGAACCGGCUCACCGGGAACGUGCCGCCGGCGCUGCUCGUGAUCGACGGCGACGUGGCGUUCGCGGGCAACCCGGGGCUCUGCGUCGGCGGCAGGUCGGAGCUCGGCGUGUGCAAGGUGGAGGACGGCCGCCGCGACGGGCUCGCGCGGAGGUCGCUCGUCCUCGUGCCGGUGCUCGUGUCGGCGACGCUGCUGCUCGUCGUCGGCAUCCUGUUCGUCAGCUACCGGAGCUUCAAGCUGGAGGAGCUCAAGAAGAGGGACAUGGAGCAGGGCGGCGGGUGCGGCGCGGAGUGGAAGCUGGAGUCGUUCCACCCGCCGGAGCUCGACGCCGACGAGAUAUGCGCCGUCGGGGAGGAGAACCUGAUCGGGUCGGGCGGCACGGGGCGCGUGUACCGCCUCGCGCUCAAGGGCGGCGGCGGCACGGUGGUGGCGGUGAAGCGGCUGUGGAAGGGCGACGCGGCGAGGGUAAUGGCCGCGGAGAUGGCCAUCCUCGGCAAGAUCCGGCACCGGAACAUCCUCAAGCUCCACGCCUGCCUCUCCCGCGGCGAGCUCAACUUCAUCGUCUACGAGUACAUGCCGCGCGGCAACCUGUACCAGGCGCUCCGGCGAGAGGCCAAGGGCGGCGGAUGCGGCGCCGCCGCCGCCGAGCUGGACUGGGCUCGCCGGUGCAAGAUCGCGCUCGGCGCGGCCAAGGGGCUCAUGUACCUCCACCACGACUGCACGCCGGCGAUCAUCCACCGCGACAUCAAGUCCACCAACAUCCUCCUCGACGACGACUACGAGGCCAAGAUCGCCGACUUCGGCAUCGCCAAGAUCGCCGCCGAGGACUCCGCCGAGUUCAGCUGCUUCGCCGGAACCCACGGCUACCUCGCCCCCGAGCUCGCCUACUCCAUGAAGGUGACGGAGAAGACGGACGUGUACAGCUUCGGCGUCGUGCUGCUGGAGCUCGUCACCGGCCGGAGCCCGAUCGACCCGGCGUUCGGCGAGGGGAAGGACAUCGUGUUCUGGCUGUCAACCAAGCUCGCCGCGGAGAGCAUCGACGACGUGCUGGACCCGCGCGUGGCGGCGCCGUCGCCGUCGUCGUCGUCGGCGGCGGCGGCUGCCAGGGACAGGGAGGACAUGAUCAAGGUGCUCAAGGUCGCCGUGCUCUGCACCGCCAAGCUGCCGGCGGGGCGGCCGACGAUGAGGGACGUGGUGAAGAUGCUCACCGACGCCGGCGCCGGGCCGUGCAGCCCCCGCGGCCAGCCGCCGGCGGCGAGGGCUUGCGCCAGGAGCAAGAGCUGCUGCUGAAUUUUAGAGUAGAUUCUGCUUUCUCGCCUCUGUCUGCAUCUGCAUUUCUGCAGCCAACUCUCGCUGAAUUUUAAUCUUUGAUGUGUACUAGGGAUCAUACUGUAGAUGAUAAUGCAUUUGCAGGUAUUAUGUAAAAUGGUUGACAAUUAAGGUAGUAGUCCACUUUAAUUAUAGUUUAAACCUCUGAUUUUGUCAUGCUUUUAUACCGAUAUUUUAAAAUGGAUUUGUACAUAUAUGAAUAUUUGGUUGGCAGAGGGUCGGAGUUGUUCUUAAGAAUCAUCACGAAUGUUUAGGAGUACAAAACUGAAUGGUAUAGAUUUUGGAUGUGGAAGAAGAUGCAAUUUAUUUGCUUCAGAGCUAUGAAUAAAAAAAAGGGCAAUUGUUGCUAAA